Triplophysa rosa is the source of this 768-nucleotide messenger RNA. RefSeq names its product small nuclear ribonucleoprotein D2 polypeptide (gene snrpd2). Gene Ontology annotation, cellular component: U5 snRNP; U4/U6 x U5 tri-snRNP complex; U2 snRNP. The coding region runs from base 105 to 461 and encodes 118 amino acids. Gene Ontology annotation, molecular function: RNA binding. The record is from RefSeq and is a predicted model, not a curated record. The transcript has 3 exons. Gene Ontology annotation, biological process: spliceosomal snRNP assembly; RNA splicing. Lineage: Eukaryota; Metazoa; Chordata; Actinopteri; Cypriniformes; Nemacheilidae.
AAUCUCGACCCGGAAGUGAUAUUAACGUUGUGGAAACGUGAUUCGAGCGGCAGUUCUGCUGUUGUACGUUUGAGCAAAUUUGAGAAGCCGAAACUUGUUCAAACAUGAGUUUGUUAAACAAGCCCAAGUCUGAGAUGACUCCAGAGGAGCUCCAGAAAAGAGAGGAGGAAGAGUUUAACACCGGCCCCCUUUCUGUCCUCACACAGUCUGUGAAGAAUAACACACAAGUUCUUAUCAACUGCAGAAAUAACAAGAAGCUUCUGGGCAGAGUCAAGGCAUUUGACAGGCAUUGUAACAUGGUGCUAGAAAAUGUUAAAGAGAUGUGGACCGAGGUGCCCAAGAGUGGGAAAGGCAAGAAGAAGUCCAAGCCAGUAAAUAAGGAUCGCUACAUCUCAAAGAUGUUUCUGAGAGGUGAUUCGGUCAUUGUUGUUUUGAGGAACCCACUUAUCACGGGGAAAUAGGCUUGAUGCCUGAAACCUCAGUUCUAGUACAGGCACCCUCCUGGGACGCUCGACUCUGAUUGACUUGUAUUAGACCAUUCAAGAAGCAAAUUCUUUUAUACUCGAAACAGUACACGUUUGCCACAUUUGCCUUGUGCAGUGUCACGUGAAAGAUACUCAUGAAAGCUUGUCUGUUGCCUGGGCUGAAAUAUGACAAAAUUUUCCAUCUGUAUUUUUGUUUGUUUGUUUUCAAGCUGUCAUAGAAAUGUACUAUUGUUUAGUCGUGCGGGAAUUGUUUUCUAAAUAAAGUUUUGGUUAUUCAAACCUU